CCACCUGGUUGAUUGGCCGAAUUUUUAUUUUAGUCCAACAAACGCGUCGCAGAUGAAUUUGUAUUUCGUAAAAACGCAUAAAACCAGCUCUUCCGUGUCCGUGCUGCAGCGAAAAAUGUUUAAUAAUGUGCAGUGAAACGGUAAAUUUAACAAAAAUUAAUGAAUUCAACUGCAAUCUGGCAAUUGCGCGACUCCGCUUCGUCUAUGUGCAAUUGGCUGCUGGGAGAGCGAAUGUGUAGACAUGAAAUAAAAGCAAAAAUUUACAACGAACUGCGAAAAGCAGCAGCAACAGCAGCGGCAGCAGCGCACCCAACAGCAACGUCAGCUUCGUUGGGACGGAUGGUCGCUGCUUGGUCGGGCGGUCGAUGCUAAUAAUUUCUCCGGGGGCUCUCGCGCAUCUGGUGCUCCGCUGGACAAAGUGCGAAAAGAAAGUAUAUACAGUGAGUGUGCGAGUGUGCGGCUGUGUAUAUGUGUGUGUGUGUGUGUGUGCGUGCGUGCGUGCAUGCGAUUUAUUUAUGUUGUUUAGCAACGAAAUCAAACGAAUUAGUUUAAGAAUGUUUGUGUGCAAAUAUUAAUUAUAAGAAACGCAAAAGUGCUAAAAUGUUUACCAAGAAAUCCCACGCGGAUGUUAAAAAGUCGACGGCCAAGCUGCAAGAUUGCAAAAAGGAUUCGGCCUCCCGCCUGCGCCACCUGCGCACAAUAUUAGAUAAUGUGGAUUAUGAGGAGUCAAAGUCGCUGUUCGAGACAAAUUAUAGCCAUGUCUAUUUUAUACUCUACGACACCUUCAUUCAGGCCGAGGCAAAUCUUAAGCAAAAAGAACUUCCGUUUCACAUUGUGCACAAAGCGCAUCGCGAGGAACUGGAUGGUUCGCUAUGGCUGCUGGAGAAGAUACUGUGCCUGUUGCCGGAGCUGUUGGCUCGCCGCUGGCAAUGCCACUCGCUCAGCCGCAUCAUGGCCAAGCUGCUGCACUUGGGCAAUUCGCCCAAGCUGCGACGCGAGGGUGUGAAAUACUUUCUGCUGUGGUACCAGACUCUGGGCGACAAUGCGCCAGGCUAUGUGCACGCCAUGUACGCGGAUUUGAUACCCGGCCUGAUUGUGCCACAGAAGGGCAUUGUGGGGCCCGAUACGGAGUUCAGUGCUACGGAUUUUCUCACACAUCCCAACAUGAAGGCAGACGGCGGCAUGGCCUCCGUUUUCCAUGACAAUACGUUCUCACAUCCCGUGCAGAGCUCUGAGGUGGUUGCACUGCUGCCGCCCUCGUCCAGCGAGAAGUCAGCGCCACCGGAUCCACGCGAUGGACUGGAAAUAUUACUCAAUAGCAUGGUGCAAACGGCCGCCUGUCUGCGCUGGCGCGACAAUCGUGCCCAGAAGGAUCAUCGAGCGUUUGCAUUUCUAUUGCAGCGCUUCAAGGACGUAUUUCUGCCUGUCUUCUCGCCCAGCUUUGAUGCGAGCACUUCGAUAUACAAUCCCCGCUUGGAGAUGCCUGUCAUGCGUUCGAUACACAAAAAAGAGGAGGUUAUGGCCUCCUGCGUGGUGGUGCUCAUCAAUUGGGUAUCACGCUUCACACACGAGCGUCUGCUUAGCCACCGCCUGGACUGUGCCCUGCACAUCGAGGGCGUGGAUCAUGCGCGGCUGCUGGGCUAUCAGCAGGGCCUCAUUGUGCGCGAUGUGUUCUAUGUGAGCCGUGAGAACAUCAACUUUGUGCACGAGGUCUAUCGGCAGGCGUUUCUGUUGAACUUCACAUCAAAAGCGCAAAUCGAGUCUAUACGCACGGCCAUUGCUGUCUAUCGGGAUUGGAUGACGGGCAGCACACCGCCACCAUUUCUGCUGGAGCCAAAUGAUGAACAACAGGGCGCACCGACGGCGCCGCCUGGUGGCACGCCGCGAAGCCAACGCUUGCGCACGCCCUCCUACGUGGGCGCCAUGCAGGGCAACAGGGAGCAGCAGCAGGUGGUGCGUGCGGGCAUGCAGAAUGUGCUGCAGGUGUUUGUUACCAAUGCGGCGAAUGUGUUCCUUGUAAAUACGGCAAAUCUGAACAUAUGCUUUCCCACACGCUCGCGGGAUUAUCGAUCGACGCCGCUGCAGGAGCAGACGGAGAUAUGCAAGAAGGUACUAAACGUGUAUCGCACCAUGGUGAUGAACACACGCAUGGAGUCGCGCACGUGGGAACAAAUGCUGCUUGUGCUGCUGCAGGUGACCGCCGUUGUGCUGCAUCAGAAUCCGCCGCCCAGUGGCUCCAAGAGCGCCAGCCUGGGCGGCAUUCUCGGCUCGGCCAUAUUUCAAACGCUUAUCGUAACCUGGAUACGGGCGCACACCAAUGUGCCCGUUAAUGUGAUGCUCUGGGAGAAGUUUCUCACCGUUCUACAGUCGCUGACGCAUCGCGAGGAGCUCAUCGUCGAGUGGAGUAAGACGAUACAAACAUUGACGCGCGUCUUUUCGCGCUAUACCUAUGGAAUUAAUCUGCUAGAUUUGCCGCUGGACCGUGUGGCCGAGAGUCGUGGCAAGCGGCGACGCAUUGGCAGCGUCUGGCAGGGAUCGGGCAGUGCCAGUGCCAGCGGGGCCAGCGUGGCGACCAGCGCGCUCCACCGCGAGCGUGAAAGCAUCGCCGAAUCUAAUAGCAGUCGCUCCGAUGAGAACUCGCAGGCGGGCGGCAAUAGCCAGGCGCCGUUGCUGCAGCCCAACAAUCGCACCCAUCACCAGCACUCGCAAUCACAUGGCGGCACCGGCCAUGGUGUACGUCCUGUGCCGCUUACCCCAAUGCUGAGUCGCAGCUAUAGCGAGGGCAGCCUGGCGUCGGCGGCGCGCAACUCACGUAUACGCCGACGACGACCCGUGCCGCCUAAGACAGACGCCGCGGCAGCUGGCAUACGCGCUACUUUGGAGGCGCAGAGCACUGUCCAGGAUAUGCGCCGCGCCAUGUCGUUGGAUUCGCUAGCGCCCAUACGCAAAAGUCGGCGGCGUCGCGGCUCACAGCAGGCGGUGGACGAUGUGGAUGGCUAUCAGGAUGCGGUGGAGGACACUGAAAGUGGAGCCGGUUCGCGCAGUCCAUCGCCCACGGCCAGCAGCGGCAUUGAAGGCGGCUCCAUUAAGGAUGCCCAGCUGCAGAUCGAUGUGCUAGCCGCGGACUCGGGCAGCCUGGAGGAUGGCAAUUCCGGCAGUUUUGGCACCGGUGGCUAUGGAUCUGAGCGUCGCUCGAUUAUGCUCGGCGGCACGGCCACCGGCUGGCUGCCCGACUCCACGUCCAUUAUGUGGAAACGCAUGCUGGGCGCCUUGGGCGAUGUGAAUCGCAUACCUAAAUCGGAGCUGCAUGCGCAAGUGUUUAAGCAUCUGCUGGAGAUGACCCAAAACCUCAUCAAGAUCAAACAGAAUCAGGGCAUCUCGACGGAUAACCAAAGUACACCACCGCCGCCGCCGCUGGUGCCGCCCAUUGCUGUGGUAGCACCUUGGUGCUACGGCGCUCUCACCCUGGAUCGUUCCUUCAAAAAGGGCAAACUGUGGGCGCUGCAGUUGCUCUGCUCGUUGGCGCUGCAGGGUGCCAUUGGAAUGCAACAGCUGCCGCUGUUUUAUCAUGCGCUGCAUCAGCUGCUCACCGGCGAGGAUCGGGAUCUGAUCUAUGCCAUUAUGAAGCAUUUGGAGGGGCCGCGUUUGCUGAGUCUACUGCUGCCGGGGCACACGUUGCUGCUGCUGGAUCUGGUGCAUGCCAGCGCCAUAUUGUUGACCUCCCUUGAGGUUACACGCACAACGCCGCGCGCUGAGGUGGCCGCCCUGUUGGGCUCGCUGCUGGCAUAUCCCGCAACGCUGCUGCCGCGGCCCGUGCUGCAGCCAACGCCGCAGCAAUUUGAACUGAUGGAAUGUCCCGAUCUGCAGGAUCAUAUACUCAACAUAAUGCUGCGCUGUGCACGUCGCGAACCCUCGGCCAAGGCGCGCUGCAUUGCGCUCUGCCAGCUGGGACAGUGGCUGCUGUUGCGUCUCUCCCAGCCCACACGCAACGCUCAGCAGCGUGUUCCAUUUCAGCAAUCGGUGCCGCAUCCCAAGGAUGUGCUGCCGCCAAAGGAAUCGCAUGCGCACAGCUUUCAUCCGCGCAUACGGGAGGUGCUGCAGGUGCUGCUCCAGGCUCUACAAUUCAAGCAUCACACCAUCGCUGUCAUCGCAGUGGAUGCGCUCAAGUUGUGCGCGGAGCGCGGACGUCAACUGGCGGCCAUUGAACGUGUGCCGCACCUGAUUAUAACGGCACUGUGUCGUGCCUUGGAUAUACAGAACGUGUCCAAGCCCAAGGAUGCAGACAAGGUGGUGCUGACAUCGCUGAUGCUCUGCCUCGGCGAGUUCUGCAUGGCCAUACCAGCUACCCUGAUGCUGACGCCCUACAAUGACCAGGGCGAUACGCUGGUGCUGCAGGUGCUGCGCGUCCUGCUCCAGGUGGCAUCCGGUGCGCCGCGUCACGAACGCGUCAAACUGACCUCGGAUGAGGAUUUCGAUAUGCACAUUGCCAGCGAUGAUCUGCAGGGCGAUGGACGCCUGCCGGAGGCUAACUAUCAAACAUCGGAGACGAUACAGGCCUGCAUCUCGGCCAUAAGGCUGUGCGCCCGAGCGGUUGCUAUGCAUCUGGUUACGCAUCUGGGCCACUUUCCCAUGGGCAUUGGUGCAUCACGCCUGAGCUCCAUGGUGGAGGAGCAGGAUGAUAUUGUCGGCAAUGGCGCCAGCGGCGCCGGCGGCAGCCAGCUGGAGCGUCGUGACUCCAUGGAGCUACCCUCGGUGGUCAAUGCACAGAAUCUGCAGCUUUUCAUGCUUAACUCGGGCCUGGUAGCCAGUUUUAUAGAGCUGCCCACGUUGAAGUUGCCUGGUGGUGGCAUUACGGCUGGCUUGGUUACCGCCGAGAAGCAGGUGCGUGUGCUCAUGCGCGAUCUGAAUGGCAAAGCCUGCUGGGAUGCCUCCAUACUGUAUUCGGAGCCGCGCAAGGCUGAAACUGUGCCAGCGCCCGCGCACGCCCAGUACAGCUCGGAACGCUACGAUGGACCGUCGCGGCUGACAAAGCUGUGUCAGCCGAUGGAUUCGUUAGCGCACCAGGACCCGCAAUUGCCGCGACACACACUGCGGCAUCGUCCAGUCGGUGUGUUGCCGCUGGCCAAGGAUGCGGCGCCCGAUUUGGAUCAGCUGGACGAUAUGCUGGCCUAUAUUGGUCACACCAGUCCGGAAUGUGUGCCACCCACGGUCGCCGAACUGAAUGCGCCCAGCUGCAGUCCAUUGAGCAGCGCCCAGGAGGCGCAGGCCAUAUCAAUCAUACUCAAUCAGCGUGUGCUGGAACAGGAGUUUGUUGCUCGCCAAUCACAACAGACGCCCACGGCUGCUUCGUUGCGGCAUGCGGGCUCCAGUUCAUCCCUGCUGCAGCAGCAACCGGAUCAACGUUCGCUGCACAGUGCAACCGCUUCGUUUGACUCGUUCACGGGCGCCGGCGGCAGUGGUAGUUUGCCGGGUCGUGUCGAGACGCCAUUUCAAUACUGUCGCCUGCUCUUUGCCCAUCUGGGCCUGGCCGGCUGGGAACGACGCUCACGCACCCAUCUGCUGCAGCGCAGCGAGAAAUUGUUGCGCGAGCUGCGCAACGUUGAUUUGCAAAAGUGCCGUGAAACGCACAAAAUGGCUGUCAUUUAUGUGGCCGCCGGGCAGGAGGACAAGACGAGCAUCUUGCGCAACACCAAUGGCAGCAGCAUGUACGAGAUGUUCGUUUCGGCGCUCGGCUGGGAGAUAGAGCUGGAGACGCACAAUGGCUUUCUGGGCGGCUUGCCGCGUCAGGGUUGUGGCGCUACGGCGCCAUAUUAUGCUACGCCCUUUUUGGAGGUUGUCUAUCAUGUGGCAACGCGCAUGCCCUCAGACUCAUCGGAGGCCAUGCUGCUGAAGACGCGUCAUCUGGGCAACGAUGAGGUGCAUAUUGUCUGGAGCGAGCAUCAUCGCGACUACAGACGCGACAUUCUGCCAACGGAGUUCUGCGAUGUGCUCAUCGUUGUCUAUCCUCUGCGUAAUGGACUGUUUCGUGUGACGGUCAAUCGGAAGCCGGAGGUGCCCUGGUUUGGGCCACUUGCCAAUGAGUCAGUCGUCAGUGGCGCCUGCUUGGCCACGCUCAUACGAGCGACGGCCAUCAAUGCGAGUCGCACCAAGCGCGCCGCCCUGCCGCUCUACCAGCAAUUCUAUGAGGAGCGCAAUCGCUCGCUGGACAGCGUCUCGUCGCGCUACAAGGAGAGCACUACAUUCGAGGACUUUGCCAGUCGCAUUUACAAUCCAAUGCCGUUGUCGACGCUAAGCACAUUGCGUGAGUCGAAUGCGAGUAGUUCUGGCGCGCCCCUUGCAGCCGCUUUAAUUGAUCCCAAUCGCGCCUCUGUCAAAGGCUGGGUACAGGCAUCCAUUGAUGUGGCGCCGCCGCUUGGCAUAGCGCCCUCCGCCUCAGCUGGCUCCACAGCGGCCAUGGAGGCCAAUUCCAAUAGCAGCAUAAGCUCUGCAUCGCCACGUGGUCCACGCAAGCUGGGUCCGCCCUUCAAGGGCGUUACCAAGAAGCACUCACUGCAACAUAUUGUCGUGGGCGGCAGUUCCGGUGGCAGUGCGGCUGGCGGCGAUACACCACCAGAGAGUCCCACGCUGCCGCUGCGUCGCAUCAAAUAGACUAUAACACGCACUGGCUAUAGCUGCAACAACAACAACAAAUACUACUACUACUACCACAACUACUACUACUACUAUAUAAUACCAUCCCCUAACUCAACUCAUUCCCCGCUGCAAGCAAGCCUGUCCAAGGCGGCUACUGGAAUAGCCAUCGCGGAGUUCUAUUGAAACAUGAAUAGUAUUUGCAAAUCACACACGCAUACACACACGUUUCCUGUUAUGUUUUUAUAAAUUUCCUAUAUAUUUCCUAUUUAUAUUGUAAUUUAUUUCACUCAUUUCGUUGCUAAUUUAGUCUAACUUAUCACUGUAUUUAACUAUUUAUUUGCCAAAAUUCCAAUUCCCUAAACUGCAAAGCGCACUGGAAUUACAAGAGUUAGGUAUUAAUUCAUAAAAUUGUUCGAUUCAAAAGCAAUUCCAUGUUACUUGCGUCCACUCAAAUCUAAUUAUGCAAAUUUAAUCUAAUAACAUUAUUGAUUUUAAUUAAUUUUAUAUAGUUUGAGCUUUACCCAUAUGAGUGCAUAAUUUAUAUUACAAUUUAUAAUUAACUCGAUUUUAUUAUUCGCACAGCUUUGUUUGUUGUAGUUUUGUUUAACAUGCACUAACAUAUUUUUUUUUUUUUUGAUGAAUCAGGGAGUUCCCAGGACUCGUUCAAGUUCGAUCUAUAUAUAUGUUAUAUAAUUGCAUUAUUUCAAUGUUUGAUUUAUAGAUUCGUAGAAUUCGUUGAUAAAAGCAACAAAAUCAAAAUUUAUUUAUACAUUUUACAAUUCGAGAAUCCAUAUUAAAUCAAGCAAGAUUUACUCGUAGUAUUAUAUGUAGUCGAGCUCUAUGUAUAGACAAUCUAGCUAAUAAGUAUCCAAAAGUGAGAGUCGAUCUAUCGAUUCACAAUUGUUCAAACAAUCGGGUUUUAAUUAUAUAUGUAUAUGUAAUAUUAUAUGCAACAAAUUGUUAAAGAAAUGCGAACACUUUUUACUAUAUUGUUCGGCGAAUAAUUUCAACAAA
This is a messenger RNA of Drosophila virilis, 7647 nucleotides long. RefSeq names its product probable Rho GTPase-activating protein CG5521. The record is from RefSeq and is a predicted model, not a curated record. Gene Ontology annotation, molecular function: GTPase activator activity. Lineage: Eukaryota; Metazoa; Arthropoda; Insecta; Diptera; Drosophilidae. Gene Ontology annotation, cellular component: cytoplasm; nucleus. Gene Ontology annotation, biological process: positive regulation of GTPase activity; regulation of small GTPase mediated signal transduction.